Molecule: messenger RNA, 1872 nt
Organism: Stegastes partitus (bicolor damselfish)
Lineage: Eukaryota; Metazoa; Chordata; Actinopteri; Pomacentridae
Product: hyaluronidase PH-20-like
Exons: 4
Coding region: 244-1689 (481 amino acids)
Biological process (GO): carbohydrate metabolic process; hyaluronan catabolic process
Cellular component (GO): acrosomal vesicle
Molecular function (GO): hyalurononglucosaminidase activity
Source: RefSeq, a predicted model, not a curated record
CCUCAAGGCUGAAGAUCACUCAGCUCUGACAAGUUGCCACAAGUGUCCCGCCUGUAAUUCAAGCUCUUGCAACAGCUUAUUUAAAGAGGAGCUAUUUAGACUCCCAGAGGAGAACGAAGUUAUAGUGUUUAUGGCUAACAGGUAAUAAUCGUGAGGACUCACCGAGCGUGCUGUGUGGACGGCAGGACGCAGGACCCCCCACAGCAGCCUUCUUUUCCUCACAGAUCCAACUCUUGUUACAAAAUGUCCCAAGUCAAGCUGUUCCAUGACAAGCGGCACCUCUUGUCCAUCUCGGUCACCAUGCUGGCCCUGCUGUGCUUCGGCAGAGCCUUACUGAGUACAGAACCUCCCAUCCUUCCUGGCCGCCACUUUACAUUUAUGUGGAAUGCCCCAACCGAGCUUUGUGACAUCCGCUUCGGCUUGCCCCUCGACCUCUCCCACUUUGACUUUGUCAGCAGUACGCUGAAAACAGCCACCAACCAGACCAUCUCCAUAUUCUACACUGACCGCUUUGGCCUCUUUCCCUAUGUGGAUGAAGACACUGGAGAGAUGUAUGAUGAAGGUCUGCCUCAGCUGAUAGACAUGCAGGAGCACCGGGAGCUGGCUGAGGACGACAUUGAGUACUACAUCCCUGGCAACCGGCGGGGCCUUGCCGUGCUUGACUUUGAGGAGUGGCGACCACAGUGGAUUCGAAACUGGGGCAGCAAAGAUAUCUAUCGACAGAUUUCCAUUGAAACGGUCAAGAAGAGGAAUGCGUCAUUGUCUGAUGACGAGGCAGAAGAAAAGGCAAAGAAUAUGUUUGAACGCGCAGCCAAGAAGUACUUUCUCCGAUCCAUCCGAAUUGGGAAGACAAUGAGGCCCAACAGACUUUGGGGUUACUACUUGUACCCCGACUGCUACAACUACGACUACAACCAGGACAUGGUUGGCUUCACAGGAGAAUGUCCUGCCAUUGAGAAGGAGAGGAACGACAACCUGCGGUGGCUCUGGAAAGAGUCUACGGCACUCUAUCCAUCCAUCUACUUGGAGCUGGCGCUCAAAGACUCUGUGCAGGCCCGGAUGUAUGUGCGCCAUCGCAUCCAGGAGGCCGUGAGGGUGUCAACCCUCCCCAACAGCUCCUACUCCAUCCCCAUCUACGCCUACAUCAGGCCUGUGUACAAGGACAGCGUUGAUGACUACAUGUCAGAGUUUGAUCUGGUCAACACCAUUGGAGAAGCUGCUGCUCUCGGUGCUGCCGGCGUGGUUUCCUGGGGAGACAUGAACGUCACAGAUACAGAUGACUCCUGUUUUGAUGCUCGACGUCAUUUGGAGUGGGUCAUGAACCCAUACAUCCUCAACGUAUCCACAGCAGCACGGCUCUGCAGUGUGGCGCUCUGCCAGGGCCGAGGUCGCUGUGUGAGGAAGCGCUGGAAUGAUGACGUCUACCUUCAUCUUGACCCGCGUCACUACCAGAUCCUUCGACAACGGCGUGGCGGCCCGCUGACUGUGAGUGGCGGCCUCUCGCAGGAUGACAUCAACCGGUUUGACCGCAGCUUCGACUGCAUGUGCUACGACACUGGGUCGUGUCGAUCAGUCCUGAUGAUCAACAGCAUCCAGGAGGCCUUCGUCACAGUGAACGGACUUGCUGACAGGGUGCGGCCCCUCCUGCUGGUGGUCAUACUCAUCUGUCUGAACUACACUGUGAUGUGAAUAGAAAUGAAAGUACAAACCUUACACCUGUGACACAGUAAAUGUGGCUGCAAGUACUUAAAGGAGUAUUCCGCUGUUAUUUAAGCUAGUUGUUAAUUUCUUUUGUUAUUUCUGACUAUUUUUUCGUGCAUCACCACUAAAGAAUAUUUGUAAAAAAAUUAAAAAUUAAAAAAUUAAAUCUGC